AUGUCUGGCAAUUUCAGAGCCAGGCGCCCUGCUUCGCCGCCUCCAGGGACCAGCCAUACUGCUGCGGGCGCGCCAACCUUCACUUCCCAGCGCUUUCCACAUCCACGCGAAGACCACCUAGACGCAGACGAGCGGCGGAUCGCCGCCUCGAAAGGAUUCGCUCCAGGGCGCACGAAGAACUACCCUUCAGGCGGGUUGAAUCUGACGAUGGGCGAAUGGAAGUUGCUGUUUUUCAUUGUGCUGCUAGCAGCGGGAGUGCGAUUGUUCAGGCUGAGCAAGCCGAAUAGUGUUGUCUUCGACGAGGUGCAUUUCGGCAAGUUCGCGAGCAAGUAUAUCAAGACGCAAUACUUCGUAGACGUCCAUCCACCGCUAGCAAAGUUGUUGAUCACCCUAGCGGGGUUUGUGUUUGGAUACGAUGGCCAAUUCGACUUCAAAGAGAUUGGAAAGACCUAUGAACAUGUUCCUUAUGUUGCAAUGCGUAUGAUGCCCGCGACAUUAGGUGUCGCCACUGUUCCCCUCGCCUACCUCACUCUUCGGAUGCUCGACUGUCGAGCAACCACGGCCCUCCUCGCGUCGCUAUUCGUCACCUUCGAGAACGGUAUGGUCACCCAGUCACGGCACAUCCUCCUUGACUCUCCUCUCAUUUUCUUCACGGCUUUGACUACGUUCAUGUGGUGCGGAUUCUGCAACGAGGACAAGCAUGGGCAUCAGUUCUCCAGCUCAUGGUGGACAUGGCUCACCCUUUCUGGUUUGGCGCUCGGUGCGGUUGUCAGCAGCAAGUGGGUUGGCCUGUUCACGAUCGCGACAGUCGGUGUUAGCACGGUUUAUCAACUGUGGAAUCUGUUGGGUGACCUGCGUAUCCCGCCGAAGCUGUUUAUUCGACACUUCGUAGCCAGGGCAGUCUGCUUGAUCGUCGUGCCUAUUGUGUUUUACAUGCUUAUGUUCUCGAUUCACUUCGCGAUUCUUGAGAACUCAGGUGAUGGGGAUGGGUUCAUGAGCUCGGAAUUCCAGCAUACACUCGGUGGGAGACAAAUGCAGGAUACCUAUGCCGAUAUUGCUAUUGGCUCUAAGGUCACCAUUCGUCACGUCAACACCCAAGGAGGCUAUCUACACUCGCACCCACAUAAUUAUCCCGGCGGCAGCAAACAACAACAAAUCACCCUUUACCCGCACCGCGACUCAAACAACGAAUGGAGAAUUUUCAACGCUACAGACCCCGACUUCGACUGGGAGAACGAACCCCUGCACUACAUUACUCCCGGCAUGCGCCUCAAAUUCCGUCACACCGCGACCGAAAAGCACCUCCACUCUCACGACAUGCGCCCGCCCGUCUCUGACGUCGAUUUCCAGAACGAGGUCUCCGCAUACGGCAUGGCCAACUUCGCCGGAGACGCGAACGAUGAUUGGAUUCUGGAGAUCGAGCGUGGCGACAAGAGGGACAAGGAAAGCACAAAGCGGUUGCGCACGAUCCGGACAGUGUUUAGGCUGAGGCAUAUCCUGACGGGGUGUUAUCUAUUCUCGCAUAAGGUCAAACUGCCGGACUGGGGGUAUGAGCAGCAGGAGGUAACGUGCAACAAGAACGCUGUGAAAGAUAAUUCGUUGUGGUUUGUAGAGACCGCGACACACCCCAAGCUGCCGGCCAAUGCGCCCAAGGUCAACUAUAAGCUCCCGGGCUUCUUCGGCAAGUUCUGGGAGCUUCAACGCGUUAUGUGGACGACCAACGCAGGCCUGACUGACCGCCACACUUACGACUCGAGACCUGAUUCGUGGCCCCGUCUCCGACGUGGAAUCAACUUCUGGGUCAAGGACCAUAGACAAAUUUACCUGAUCGGAAAUCCUCUAGUAUGGUAUCUUAGCACCCUCUCAGUGGCGGCAUAUGUUGCUGUGCGAGGCUUCUUGAUCUUGCGUGCAAAGAGAGGGUACAGGGACUUCGACAAUACCAAGGUCGCCAAGUACGACACGCUCUGCGGCUUCCUCUUCCUCGGCUGGGCACUGCACUACUUCCCCUUCUUCCUCAUGGGCCGUCAACUCUUCCUGCAUCACUACUUCCCCGCGUUGUACUUCGCCAUCCUCCUUUCUUGUUCGGUCUUCGACCUCAUCACCUCCACUCUUCGUCCGCGUGUCCGACUCCAGGUCGCUGCCGUCCUUAUCGUUUUGGCGAUUUGGAACUUCCAGCACUUGAGCCCAUUAGCGUAUGGCAGCACCUGGACAAGGGCGAAGUGCGAGAAGGCGAAGUGGUUAAAGACAUGGGAUUUCAGCUGUGGUGAUUUCUUCGAGACUUACGCGCAAUAUGAUGGCAUCACAGCUUCGACACCCCAGCAAUCGCAAGUCUUGCUAUCCACAAUAGGCGGCGAGGGACGCGCUCCCAUCGUUGUCGAACAUAAGAGCCCCCAAGGCCCCGAGAACGUGCAGACGGCGGCGGCGCUGGGCAAGGCCGAGCCUGGACGGGACGUCUUCGCUGGUGAACCCGUGAAGGACAUUAAGAGCGACACCGCUGGAGACGCGCCAAAAGGAGAGGAAGCUGCGAAGGAAAUCAGUUCAGUAUCUGCCCCAGCCAGCACUAACAAACCGGAGGUCAAGGAGAAGGACGAGAAGAUCGAUCCUGCUGGUGUGGACCCGGUUACUAAUCCCAGACCUGAGAAGCCAGCAGCGACGGAUUCAUCGACAACGACAACGACCGAGGCGAGACUUAAGGAGCCUGCUGGCCCACUAGGUGAAGCUGAGAUUGAGGCGAAGAAGGCCGCCGAGGAAUUAUUCCCCGACGCUGGCUAA
This is a messenger RNA of Cyclocybe aegerita, 2772 nucleotides long. Lineage: Eukaryota; Fungi; Basidiomycota; Agaricomycetes; Agaricales; Hemipholiotaceae. The record is from the annotation of a GenBank genome assembly.